Messenger RNA from Cooperia oncophora, 234 nucleotides. The record is from the annotation of a GenBank genome assembly. NCBI's taxonomy places the organism in Eukaryota, Metazoa, Nematoda, Chromadorea, Rhabditida, Trichostrongylidae.
AUGUCUCUGGAUAUCGUCACCGAAUCGAAAUGGUCUAUCAUUUCUGAUGAACAAGCGUCAAUUUCGAUUCAGCAUGGCACUACUUUUCUACUUCGAUCGCACAAUAAGGAUGAUGAUGCAGGCGUACAACUUUUAUGUACCAUAAGUUCCUUGCCAUUUUUCAAUCUCACUGAGCAACAACGUUCGCCAAACAAUAAAUUUGCUCUAAAAAUCAGAAACGAGUCAUCAGUAUGA